AUCCCGGAGGAAGAAAACCUGGAGGACAGCGAGUUCCUGGCCGAAAUUGUACAGGUGAAUGAACAGAUCGGAGACCCCGAGGCGAAUAUUACCCUCAUGACCAAAGAGUACAAGGAUAAGUACGAAGACCACAUCGAAAAAAUUAAACUCCAUUUUGACAAAGGGGAUUUUGAGCAUAUCUUGAAGGCCCUAAAAAAAUUGAAGUUCAUAAAUAGAAUACUGGACCGUCUUCAAAACGUUUGA
Messenger RNA from Plasmodium cynomolgi strain B, 243 nucleotides. Its product is annotated as co-chaperone Hsc20. The annotation marks the transcript as partial. The transcript is spliced from 4 exons. NCBI's taxonomy places the organism in Eukaryota, Apicomplexa, Aconoidasida, Haemosporida, Plasmodiidae. The record is from RefSeq and is a predicted model, not a curated record. Gene Ontology annotation, biological process: protein complex oligomerization.